AUGGAGGAAGAUAUCACCGAAGUACUUCAAUAUAAUCGCGAGUUGCAAACGAAUCUACAAAAAAAAAUUGGUGCUGUUGAAGCUGCGAUUGCAAAAAAUAUUAACCUUCAGAAUAAGCUGAGACGUCUUAAAAGGAAUGGAGUUGCUACGGAAUCAGCUGAGACAAUUGAUUUUGGACCACCAUUUUUUAUAGAUAUUGAUGGUAAAGUACCACCUAAUAAUGAUGAUAUUCGUUUAAGAGAACGUCCCAAAAAGUUUAAACCCAUUAAAUGGCUCCAACAUGAAAAGGAAGCGUUGGCACGAGGUGUCCGUGAUCAAAAUUUCCGCAGAGAAUGUCUUAAGGCUAUGCAUUCAGGCCAAAAUUUAGAAUUGAUGCUUGAAAAAGAUGCACAAUAUUUCCUUAUUAAUGUUGAAGGGCUGGAUUGGUGUGAAUUAUCUAAGCAAUACGUCCCAAACAAGACACCUGAAGAAUGUAUAAUUCAAUGGACAACUCAUGAGCACCCAAGUAUUAACAAAAGUGAAUGGACAAUUGCAGAAACUAAAAAAUUACGUCAGAUUGCAUCACGUAACAAAAAUCGUAACUGGCAACGAAUCGCAAUGGAAUUAAAUACAAAUCGCACAGCGGCGGAUUGUUUCAAACAAUGGAAUAAACAAACUAAUGGCCCACGUAAAUGGUCAAAAGAAGAAGAUGAAAUAUUAGCUCGUGCUGUUGAUUUAUACGGUGAAAAAAAUUGGCAACAAAUUGCGGGUUGUCUUGAAAACCGAACGGGACAACAAUGUCUUCACCGUUGGACAAAGACAAUGAAUCCAGCUAUACGACGUGGUAGAUGGAAGACGGAAGAAGACGAAGCUUUAAAAAAUGCUGUGAGUAUGUAUGGUGUUGGAAAUUGGGUGAAGAUUCAAAAAUUUGUCUUGGGAAGAACUGAUGUUCAAUGUCGUGAACGUUGGAUGAAUGUUUUAAGUCCUGCUAUUAAAAAAGAUCCUUGGACAGAAGAGGAAGAUAAAGAAUUAAAGAGAUUAGUGAGGUUAAUUGGUGUCGGUAAAUGGUCUAAAAUUUCUGCCGAAAUAAAUGGUAGAACCGAUAACCAAUGUUGGCGAAGAUACAAAAUUUUGAUGAAACAAGACGAAGAUUUUGAAAGAGAAAGGGAAUUCACAAUGAAUACUCCUCCCAGUGAACUUAAUUUGUACCCUAGGUACCCACAGUAA
Molecule: messenger RNA, 1206 nt
Organism: Funneliformis caledonium
Lineage: Eukaryota; Fungi; Glomeromycota; Glomeromycetes; Glomerales; Glomeraceae
Source: the annotation of a GenBank genome assembly